This is a messenger RNA of Cajanus cajan (pigeon pea), 1629 nucleotides long. RefSeq lists its product as uncharacterized. The record is from RefSeq and is a predicted model, not a curated record. NCBI's taxonomy places the organism in Eukaryota, Viridiplantae, Streptophyta, Magnoliopsida, Fabales, Fabaceae.
UUCAAUACCAAAAUACUAUCAUUUUCCCUUUUAUGUGCAUUUCUUCACACAAUACUCAACAGUGACUUGGACUAGUUCUUAUAAAAGACCUUCCACCUCCACCCAAAACACUCCUAACUCUCUCUCUUGCUUCCCUUCCCUUCCCUUCAUUUCCCUUUCCUCUUUCAUAAAACUUAUAUAAAUUGUGAUAUUGGGAGUUGGAACUUUAGAGCAUGGACAACCAGCGUAGCCCUCUUUUAACUUGGGCUUACUACUUCCAGGGAAAGUCAAUGGAGGAGCUGAGGCAGUCUCUCAUAUAUACAACUCUGGAGCUAGAACAAACAAGAGCUGCAGUGCAAGAUGAGCUCAGAAAGAGGGAUGACCAACUACUCAACCUAAAGGACCUACUCAGCAAAACCAUGAGAGAGAGAGAUGAAGCACAAGAGAAAUGCCAGAGAUUUCUCUUGGAGAAGCUAGUUUUCCAACAACAACAACAACAAGUAGCAGCAGCUCCUGUGUCUGGAAUUUCUAGCAUUGAGGAUGAGCCAAGAAGAGGAAUUGACUCAAACAACGGCCUCUCAUCAUCAGAUUGUGAAGAGAGCAUUGUUUCCUCUCCAGUCAUUGAUCAUUUGCCUCAACCUCAACCUCAGCCCCAAUUGCCACAAGUCACACAAUCCAUGAUUGAACUAACACCGGACAAGCCCUUACCAGAAAAGGGUAAGCUCCUACAAGCAGUGAUGAAAGCUGGCCCUCUCCUGCAGACCCUCCUCCUAGCUGGACCUCUUCCUCAAUGGAGACACCCUCCACCACCACUUGAGUCCUUUGAGAUUCCCCCUGUCACCAUACCUUCACCACCACCACAACCACAACUUCUCCACCAAGAUUCCUUUGUUAACGGUAGCAGCACCACAACCAACUGUGGAAGAGUUAGCAGAAAAAGGGUCUUCUCUGAUGGCUCGGGUUCUCCUACUGAAACCAAGUACCAGAGGCUUGUACUUCACUGACUUCUCCCAAGUCAGAUAUUCACACACUUAGUUUCUAAUUUAUAUAUAAUAUAUGUGCAAGUUCUUAGGAUUAGAGGGUAAGACUAAGUAACAAGCUGGUAUGUGACUGAUCUAGCUUAUGUACAGUGGUUGUUCACUUGUUCUAGGACACAACACAACACAAGGUAUCCGGAUUUAACUCAUUGAGAGAGAAGAUGGUGAAGACUGAAGAAGAAGAAAAACUUGCUUGGUUUAGGCUUUUGGUGAAGAAUUUGUCCUUGGCAUUUUCCACUCUUUACAUUCUACUUUUGGUUCCUUGAAAGGAGCCUUGAUUUCUCUGGAAUUAUGUAACAAAUAUACUGUAGUUCAGCAAGCAUGUAGUUUGAGUGUGUGUGUGGGUGUGAAGUGAGAUUGAUUGAUCUCUAUAAGAUCACAUCAACAAUUAAGAGAAUGGGUGUGGAGUGGGUGGAUUGGAGAUGAGUGUGACCAAAGGGAAGGUCUUUGAGUUCUGCUUGUCGGGUUUGGUGGACCCAAAAAUUAGGAACACAGGAUCUGUUACUGGUGUGGUCUAUGAUUAUGUUAAGCCUUUGUUAGAGAUGUUAUCAUUAUGCGGGUCUAAUCUCGUGCUUUUCUAAAAAAUAUUUCUACCUCUUUUUAUAUUACCAUU